This is a messenger RNA of Durusdinium trenchii, 1497 nucleotides long. The record is from the annotation of a GenBank genome assembly. Lineage: Eukaryota; Dinophyceae; Suessiales; Symbiodiniaceae.
UGCAUAUGGAGACCAAUGUAUGUUUGUGCCAGAGCCAAGAGAUCUUCGAGGAGCUUUUAGUCUUUCGCGCAUCUUCCAUCUGAAGAGUUUUGUGCCAUGGUCAAGACUUUGAAACUUGCCCUGGGUGCUUUGGCUUUCGCCUAUGCUCAGAAGCCCCGAGCAGAUGUCCAGAACGCUUACGAGCAGUUCUUGAAAGACUUCGGGAAGCACUAUGAUGAAGUGGAGAAGCAGGCUCGCUUCGUGGCAUUCGCUGAGAACUACGAGUACAUUGAGCGUGAGAAUGCGCAGGGUCAUUCAUACAAGCUGGGACUCAACGAGUUCUCUGACAUGUCCAUGGACGAGUUCAAGAUGAGCAAGCUUGGCAUGAGGCUGCCAUCUGAGUCUGAGUCAGUUUGGGGCAACAUCCCCAGUGGUGGCAUGCACAAGGUCAGCAACUCUACCUUGCCAAAGUCCGUGGAUUGGAGGAGCAAGGCAGUUACACCCGUGAAGAACCAGCAGCAGUGUGGAUCUUGCUGGGCAUUCAGCACCACCGGAGCAUUGGAGGGUGCAUGGGCCAUCGCCACUGGCAAGCUGGUGUCUCUUUCUGAGCAGCAGCUUGUUGACUGCUCCAAGAAGUUUGGCAAUCAGGGCUGCAGUGGUGGUCUCAUGGACAAUGGCUUCAAGUAUGAGGAGCAGGCAGCAGUCUGCACUGAAGAGAGCUACCCUUACACGGCCAAGAACGGCAUUUGCAAGGCCUCGGGUUGCACUGUGGGAAUCCCUGCACAUGGUGUGAAGAGCUAUGUUGAUGUGAAGGUGGAUGAUGAGAAUGCUCUCAUGGAUGCUGUGGCAAAGCAACCAGUUUCAGUGGCCAUUGAGGCAGAUCAAAUGGCUUUCCAGCCCUACAAGAGCGGUGUCCUGACCAAGACCUGCGGCACCAAGCUUGAUCACGGUGUUUUGGUGGUUGGGUACGGCACAGAGGAUGGCACUGACUACUGGCUGGUGAAGAACAGCUGGGGAGCCACUUAGGGUUUCGUGAAGCUUGAGCGUGGCAAGCCUGGCCCUGGUGAGUGCGGAAUCAAGGCUCAGGCCUCCUACCCAGUGGUGUCUGGUUCUGGACCAUCUCCAUCUCCUCCUUCCCCUCCAUCUCCUCCUUCGCCUCCUACUCCCAGCAAGAGUCACUAUGAGAAGCCUCCUUGCCAAAGCGGCGAGGUCCAGGCCGAAGUGGAGGGAGCUGGUGGCAGCGUUUGCGCUCCCCACUGCGACAGCGGCUCUUGCCCUACCGACGUGCCAACCGGAACCACUGCGCAUCCCAUGUGCAUUCUGCAGGAUAGCAGCUCCGGCGACAAGUACUGCGCCCUGGCCUGCAUCUUGGGAGGCUGUCCUUCUGGCUCCAAGUGUGUGCACCUCUCCAGUUUGUUGGGAGUCUGCAUCUACCCUGACACCCAGUCUCCUUUGAAGUUGGGACUUGCAACAAGCUCCGAGAUCACUGUCUGAGCUGCUUUCACCCUCACGUACAAG